This is a messenger RNA of Propithecus coquereli (Coquerel's sifaka), 1301 nucleotides long. RefSeq names its product suppressor of Ty 3 homolog (S. cerevisiae) (gene SUPT3H). The record is from RefSeq and is a predicted model, not a curated record. Bases 251 to 1204 code for a protein of 317 amino acids. Gene Ontology annotation, biological process: transcription by RNA polymerase II. Gene Ontology annotation, molecular function: transcription coactivator activity; protein heterodimerization activity. The transcript is spliced from 11 exons. NCBI's taxonomy places the organism in Eukaryota, Metazoa, Chordata, Mammalia, Primates, Indriidae.
AGUGGUGGGGGCGUCCGUAUCGCUACCUCCUGUUUCCACAGCCCCCGCCCCACCGAGAGAGUCUCGCUCACGCCAUCUUGCGCCCCCCCCCACAUACAGCCCAGUCACCUUUUCUCUUUCUACAGUUUCUACCCCCCCCCCACUUCCAAGCGUGUCCCAGGCGCCGCAGCAGCUGAAACCGCAUCAACUCUACCCCCACAAUCUCCACGCGGGACGCGCAGCCUUGCCUACAAGUGUUCUUAAAGCAGAGAUGAAUAAUACUGCAGCUAGCCCGAUGUCUACUGCCACUUCAAGUAGUGGAAGAAGUACAGGGAAGUCUGUAAGCUUUGCAACAGAAUUGCAGAGUAUGAUGUUUUCCUUAGGUGAUGCUAGGAGACCUCUUCAUGAAACAGCAGUUUUGGUAGAAGAUGUGGUACACACUCAGUUAAUUAAUCUGUUACAGCAAGCUGCUGAAAUUUCUCAGCUUCGGGGAGCAAGGGUAAUCUCUGCUGAAGAUCUUCUGUUUUUGAUGCGCAAAGAUAAGAAAAAACUUAGAAGAUUGCUAAAAUACAUGUUUAUCCGAGACUACAAAUCAAAGAUUAUCAAAGGCAUAGAUGAAGAUGAUCUUCUAGAAGACAAAUUGACUGGCAGCAGUAAUGCGAACAAAAGACAAAAGUUUGCUCAAGACUUUCUCAACUCUGUUGACCAGACAGGAGAACUUUUGGCAAUGUUUGAAGAUGACGAAAUUGAUGAAGUUAAACAAGAAAGAAUGGAGAGAGCUGAAAGACAGACUCGAAUUAUGGAUUCAGCUCAAUAUGCAGAAUUCUGUGAAAGUCGACAAUUAAGUUUCUCUAAAAAAGCUUCCAAAUUUCGAGACUGGUUGGACUGCAGCAGUAUGGAGAUAAAACCCAAUGUUGUUGCUAUGGAAAUUCUGGCAUAUUUAGCAUAUGAAACUGUGGCACAGUUAGUGGAUCUGGCUCUUCUUGUGAGGCAGGACAUGGUAACCAAGGCUGGGGACCCCUUCAGCCAUGCCAUUUCAGCAACCUUCAUUCAGUAUCACAACUCCGCUGAGAGCACUGCGGCCUGUGGUGUUGAGGCUCACAGCGAUGCCAUCCAGCCCUGCCACAUCAGAGAGGCCGUUCGACGCUAUGGCCGCAAGAUUGGCCCGCUUUCCCCAUUCACAAGCGCCUACCGCAGGAAUGGGACGGCUUUUCUAGCCUGCUGAUGUGCCCGUGCCCGUGCCUGCACCAACAGGAAAGGAUGAAGGUGAUUUCUUUUUCCUCCUUGAACAAAAUAAAAUACAAGUUUACUUUUGCUGUAUC